AUGAAUCCCGCGCAAUUCGCUGCCUGUCCAAACACUGGAUACAUUCAGUUCGUUCAGCAUCCGACAUCCGGGAACGCUGCUCUCACCGGGUCUCAAACUAUUCGCAUUGUUCAACAGCAACAACAGAUGUCAACUCCCUCGGAGUCGCAACUUACCAGUCCGGUUGGGGAUUCCGGUUUUGUGGAUCAGACUGAACGAUCACAAUCACAGCAACAGCAACCGCAACACACUGUUCACUCGUAUGGGGCCAAUGCUGGUGGUAUGCUAGAGAGCAAUGCAUCCGCGAAAUUCAUCACUGCUCAGAUCACAACUGGACCGUCCUCACAGUCCAUCCAAUCUGCAUCGCAUCAACCAAUGCAGCUGAACAAUCGUACUGUGCUGGUGACGAACGCGAAUGAUUCAUCUUCCGGGCUUCCCUCGGCUGUUAAGAUCCAGGACGAUCUUUGUUUGACCGAGGCUCAAGUGAAUUCUGUUCACAAUCUGUUCCAAGGCGCAAAUCGUGUAUCGCGACCGGAAAAAGCAAUGAUCGUUUCGUUCAUUGCUGGGGCUCGAGGUAACCCACAUCCUGAAGCCGGAAAUACACUACGAAUCCGUUUGAGUGAAUAUCGUGAGCGUGUAUUAAAUCAAGCCACCGGACAACUGAUGGAUGUGGCCGCUGAUACCUACUUGCAUAUGGAUUAUGCAACUGGGAAAUGUGAAAAAGUCAAGUACUAUCGCAAUGAACCACCGGAAGUGUUGCUUCGACUACCUGUCCAACCUGCGGCCUUGCACUAA
Messenger RNA from Echinostoma caproni, 774 nucleotides. NCBI's taxonomy places the organism in Eukaryota, Metazoa, Platyhelminthes, Trematoda, Plagiorchiida, Echinostomatidae. The record is from the annotation of a GenBank genome assembly.